Molecule: messenger RNA, 612 nt
Organism: Ostreobium quekettii
Lineage: Eukaryota; Viridiplantae; Chlorophyta; Ulvophyceae; Bryopsidales; Ostreobiaceae
Source: the annotation of a GenBank genome assembly
AUGAUGCCCGAUCUGGCCCAGCAGCAGUCAGCCAAGCUCGUCCUCCUCGGGGAGAUGGGCUCCGGCAAGUCCAGCCUGGUGUUGCGCUUCGUGAAGGGCCAGUUCUUCGAUUACCAGGAGUCCACAAUCGGCGCGGCGUUCCUCACAAAGCCGCUCCCGGAGUAUAACGUGAAGUUUGAGAUAUGGGACACGGCCGGUCAGGAGAGGUACCACAGCCUGGCGCCCAUGUACUACAGGGGCGCCGCUGCUGCCAUAAUCGUGUACGAUGUCACCUCAGCGGACAGCUUCGUCCGGGCGAAGAAUUGGGUGAAGGAGCUGCAGCGAACGGGGAACGCGAAUAUGAUCAUGGCGCUGGCAGGAAACAAAGCUGACUUGGUCAAGGGUGACAGCAGCUCUCGGCAGGUGCCCACAGAAGAGGCACGGGCAUAUGCCGAUGAACAUGGUUUGUACUUUGUGGAGACGUCGGCCAAGGAGGCCACCAAUGUGGACGAGCUGUUUGAAGAGAUCGCGAAGCGCCUCCCAAAGGCCGAGGUCCCCAGGCAAUCGUCAGGAAGCGUGCCAUUGGAACAGACCCAACCAGCCCAAGCCUCCAGUAGCAAGUGCUGUUCGUAG